Molecule: messenger RNA, 1998 nt
Organism: Knipowitschia caucasica
Lineage: Eukaryota; Metazoa; Chordata; Actinopteri; Gobiiformes; Gobiidae
Source: the annotation of a GenBank genome assembly
AUGGCUCAGUGUGAAAAGCUGAGCCCAGAGGAGGAGUCCAUCAUCCGCACAGUCUUCAAAAACUAUGUUCUGGAGCAUCACUCUGAAGACCUGCAGCAGGUCAUCACAGAGGCUGACGUCCACACUCACCGUGCCAUCGCGGUCAACGCCAUGAACCUUUUUGAAGCCAAUAUGGAAGUUGGGGACUAUUUUAAUGUGUAUCCCAGUGAAGUUUUGGCUCUUUUUGAUGAGGUUUUACAACAAACCGCUCUGGAGGUUUUAAGAACUGGCCAGCAGAGGGCGCCAGAGCAGAGGCUAACAUGCACUCUUCAUACACGGAUUGCAGGUUUACCUGUGUGUCCGGAGCUCACCAGAGACACAAUUCCCAGAUCCAGAGACGUGGGUCAUUUUCUCUCAGUCAAUGGAACAGUCAUUCGAACCAGUGACACGAAGGUCUUAGAGUUCCAGCGUGACUACAUGUGUGCAAAGUGCCGACACGUUUUCCAAGUGAGAGCUGAGUUUGACCAGUUCUACAGCUUCUCUGCUCCGGCCGCCUGCUCCAACCCCGAGCGCUGCGACUCCCACAGAUUCACCUGUCUGUCGGGGGACACGGAGCCCGCCUCCUGCAGAGACUACCAGGAGAUCAAGAUCCAGGAACAGGUGCAGCGGCUGGCGGUCGGCAGCAUCCCUCGCUCCAUGAUCAUCGUGCUGGAGGACGACCUGGUGGACUGCUGCAAAUCAGGAGACGACGUGACUGUGUACGGCGUCGUGUGUCAGCGCUGGAAGCCUUUCUCCGACGGCUCUCGCUGUGACCUGGAGCUGGUGCUGAAGGCCAACAACAUGGAGGUGAACAACCAGCACACGGCGGUCUCUGUGCUGCUGGAGGAGGCCCACCGGGACGUAGAGGACUUCUGGGACACGCACAGGAGCAACCCCCUGGCAGGAAGGGACCAGAUCUUGAUGAGUUUCUGCCCACAAAUAUUUGGCAUGUAUGUGGUCAAACUGGCGGUGGCGAUGGUGAUGGCGGGUGGCGUGCAGAGGAUAGACUCUACUGGCGGGAAAGUUAGAGGAGAGAGCCACAUGCUGUUGGUGGGCGACCCGGGAACAGGAAAAUCCCAGUUCCUCAAGUACGCAGUGAAAGUCCUGCCCCGCUCUGUGCUCACGGCUGGGAUCGGGUCAACGAACGCAGGUCUGACUGUGGCUGCGGUGAGAGACGGGGGGGAGUGGCACCUGGAGGCUGGAGCGCUGGUCCUGUCCGACGGAGGCCUCUGCUGCAUCGACGAAUUCAACAGCAUCAAAGAACACGACCGCAUCAGUAUCCACGAGGCCAUGGAGCAGCAGUCCAUCAGUGUGGCCAAAGCUGGUAUGGUGUGCAAGCUGAACACCAGGACCACCAUCUUGGCAGCCACCAACCCCCGGGGCCAGUACGACCCGAGCCAGUCCCUGUCGGAGAACGUGGCCCUGGCCAGCCCUCUGCUCAGCCGCUUCGACCUGGUGCUGGUUCUGUUGGACAGUAGGAACGCCGAGUGGGACCGCACCAUCUCCAGCUUCAUCCUGGAGGACCGCGAACGCCCAGGGCAGCCCUCGGACUCCUCUCUGUGGUCCAUAGAUAAGAUGAAAGCCUACUUCUGUCUGAUCAAGCGUCUGCAGCCUCAGCUCUCGCAGGACGCCAACCGAGUCCUGACCAGUUACUACCAGCUGCAGAGACAGAGCCAGGGCCGCGGCGCUCGCACCACCAUCCGCAUGUUGGAGAGCCUGAGCCGGCUGGCAGAAGCACACGCCAAACUCAUGUACAGAGAGACCGUCACCGUCGAGGAUGCGAUCAUGGCCGUGUCUGUGAUGGAGUGCUCUAUGCAGGGGGGCGCUCUCCUGGGCAGUAUGAACGCUCUGCUGACCUCGUUCCCUGAUGAUCCACUGAGUCAGUACAGGACUCAGUGUGAGCUGCUGCUGCAGGGACUGAAGCUGCCGGAGCUGCUGCACAAAGAGAACCUCAGACUCUCUGCUCUCACAGACUCAUGA